This is a messenger RNA of Pseudonaja textilis, 946 nucleotides long. The record is from RefSeq and is a predicted model, not a curated record. NCBI's taxonomy places the organism in Eukaryota, Metazoa, Chordata, Lepidosauria, Squamata, Elapidae.
UGUGGGGCGCGCAUGAUGCGCCGGCUGCUGUCCCAGCACAUGUUGGCCGAGUGUCCGAAGCGCACCCAGCCCUGCAGCUACUGUGCCAAGGAGUUCCUCUACGACACCAUCCAGAACCACGAGUACCAGUGCCCCCGCUACCCCGUGCCCUGUCCCAAUCAGUGCGGGGUGCCCAAUAUCGCCCGAGAGGACCUGAGCGGGCACCUGAAGGACAACUGCUCCACCGCUCUGGCCCUUUGCCCCUUCAAGGAGGCCGGCUGCAAACACCGGUGCCCCAAAGUCUCCCUGGGCCGCCACCUGGAGGAGAACACGAAGCUGCACCUGGGCCUGAUGGGGGCGCUGGUGGCCCGGCAGCGCCAGGAGCUGGUGGAGCUGCGCCGCGAGGUGGAGGAGCUGGCGGUGGGCAGCGAGGGCGUGCUGAUCUGGAAGAUCGCCGACUACGGCCGGAAGCUGCAGGAGGCCCGCCUGCGGAGCAACUACGAGUCCUUCAGCCCCCCUUUCUACACCCACCGCUACGGCUACCGGCUCCAGGUGUCGGCCUUCCUGAACGGCAACGGGAGCGGCGAGGGCAGCCACCUCUCCGUCUACAUCCGGGUGCUGCCGGGUCAGUACGACAACCUGCUGGAGUGGCCCUUCGCCUACCGGGUCACCUUCUCGCUGCUGGAUCAGAGCGACCCUUCCCUCUCCAAGCCUCAGCACAUUACGGAGACCUUCUUGCCGGACCCGGCCUGGAAGAAUUUCCAGAAGCCCAGCACCAGGCGCACUUCCCUGGACGAGAGCCUGCUGGGCUUCGGCUACCCCAAGUUCAUCUCCCACGAAGACAUCAAGAAGCGCAACUACGUCCGCGACAACGCCGUCUUCAUCAAGGCCUCGGUGGAGAUCCCGCCCAAGAUCAUUUCCUGAGGGGGGGGGGGGGAGGGCGGGCAGAGACCGAGGGACCUGGGGG